CCCGAGCAGAGAUUUCGUAGUUAAGUAUCCUAAGACGUACAUGUAUCGAAGUCGAUCAAUAACCAUUACGGUGUCGUUGAGCUCUGAAAAUCUGGUUGAGGUAUCCAGGUUACUACAACGGCCACGCUGGGUGGAGAUUCUCUACUGAAGAAGCUCUUCUGGAGCGUCUGACCUUCGGGCAAGCCGUUCGAACAGCUGAUUCGGUGGGAUAUCACUUCGUCCUCCCAUCGUGACUGCACACACUGUCAAUUGUUAGCUAGCGCAACGUGCUCUUUUACACAGUUGCGCUCAGUCUCCGAUAUACCGUCAGCUCAUUCGUUUCCAAGCGUUUUGUAACGUGUCCACCGUCAUGAGACUGUGGUGGGUCUGGGUGGCCACUUGCGCUCUACCCUUAGGGCUCCAUGCCGCGACAACGUGUCCGGAAUCGGGUAUCGCGCCGCCGUCCGAAGUCACGCUGGCCGCAGCAGCGGAUGGAGCGAACGACGUGGCUAUUCUCGUAAAGAACUCCGACUGCGAUGAAGUCACGAUCGAAGCAACCGAAUCAGAGGAUCCGGGCUCGUACAGGAUCAACGCCAGCUACGUGGACAUUGAGGUCGUCGAGAGCUACCCGGAAGUCGCGAGUUUAUGGCUGUGGAAUAACAAGAUCAAGACGUUCAAGGCGGUGGGAACGUCGGUGACGGAAGUGGAUAUUACGAGCAACCAGUUGACGUCACUGGAUGGCUUGGAGUUCCCAUCGAGUGUGCUGUUACUCACGUUGGAUCUCAACGCACUCACAUCUACGAGCGCAUCAAACUUCCCCGAUGGCUUGCAGAGGCUGUAUCUACGCAAGAACUCGAUCACGUCGCUGGCCAAGUUCCGUUUCUCAUCGGAGCUGCAGAAUUUGUAUCUUAACGGGAACCAACAGCUCACGACUCUGAAAGGCGCAGUGUUUCCUGACAGCCUGCAGUUAAUAGAAUGCAGCGACUGCCGAAUCACAGAGAUCGUGGGUGUAACAUUCCCAUCGAAACUCAAGACAAUGACGUUGGGAGGAACUACUGUUACAAACUUUGUCGUGCGAGAAUCCGACGUCGACGUACUGAAGACUGCACAACUGAGUCUCACUGUCAGUUUGGACGAGGAUGACUGCUCAAGCGUAUCAGGCACGGUCACAACGAUUUCAAGCAGUGUCUCUGCCUGCGUUCUCGAUGAUACAUCAUUCUCCAGCUUGUAUCCAAUUAGCAAUGAUUCUGGUUCUUCUGGAACCAGUUCCAGUAAUUCCACGACAACCAGCAGCUCCAGCACUAAUGGAGACAGCACUACCAGUAGUAACAACACAAACCAAGCAGGAAGCUUCGGCUCCGUACACUUGGCGAGGCACUUGGACACUGGCGCGACUGUAGCCAUUAAGGUUGUUACGAGACGCUUGGUGCACGAAAUGCAUCAGGAGAAGAACAUUAUGAGGGAGCAGAGCGUUCAUUUGGGUCUAGUGCAUCCGUUUAUUGCCAGACUCUAUGCCACUUUCCAAGACAAUGAUGCGCUGUAUUUUGUACUGGAAUUCUGUCCCGGAGGAGAGAUCUACAGCUUGGUGUACACCCACGAUGACGGACAUUUAGAGGAGAAUGAAGACUGUGACGACUCGGACGAGGAAGAGAACAGGAGAUCAAGUAGACAAGUAGAAGAGCCCGAAACUUCCGACUCCGUGACCACCGAGUCCGAGUCGGAUGAAGAGCAGAGACAGCAACGUGGAGCGAGCAUCGCAAUGGGCCGCAAUAGCUUAACACUAGAGAACUUUUUGUUCAAGCAGAAGCUACGUAGUUCGCACGGUGGACUGCAUGAACGCUAUGCAGCCUUUUACGCAGCGUGUUUGGUAACAGCGCUCGAGUUUCUGCACAGAAGAGGAGUCUUGUAUCGCGACCUGAAGCUCGAAAACCUCGUGUUGGAUGCAGAUGGAUACCCGAGACUCAUCGACUUUGGAUUAUCCAAGCCAGACGCCACCCAAACGACAGAGCGGAACUCGACGAUGUGUGGAAGUGCCGAGUAUAUGGCCCCUGAGAUUCUGCAACACAAACCGUACGACCAGCGAGUAGAUUUGUGGUCCUUUGGUAUUCUUCUGUACGAAAUGCUGUUCGGAACUACACCGUUCUACCAUGCCAACCACCGAGAGCAGGGCCGUCGUAUCAUCUCCGAGCCAGUGCAGUUCCCGGAAGACUAUGAACAAGGACAUCCGGCGGUAUGUUCUCUUAUCAAGAAACUAUUAGAGAAGGACCCAGUACUGCGACUUGCGUCGUUCUCAGAGGUGAAGAAGACGACGUUCUUCCGUACGUAUUUCCCGUCGAAACAAGGUUGGCAGCAACUCGAAGCACGGCAAGCGGAGCCUCCGUUUAUCCCUAGACUAGACGGUCCUUUUGACACUAGUUUCUUCGUACGUGUCCAAGAAGAAGAGAAAGACUUCGGUAGUGAUGCCGACUCGGAUUUCGGAUACUAG
Molecule: messenger RNA, 2464 nt
Organism: Phytophthora nicotianae INRA-310
Lineage: Eukaryota; Oomycota; Peronosporomycetes; Peronosporales; Peronosporaceae
Product: AGC protein kinase
Exons: 8
Coding region: 350-2464 (704 amino acids)
Biological process (GO): peptidyl-serine phosphorylation; signal transduction
Cellular component (GO): cAMP-dependent protein kinase complex
Molecular function (GO): ATP binding; cAMP-dependent protein kinase activity
Source: RefSeq, a predicted model, not a curated record